Molecule: messenger RNA, 2285 nt
Organism: Miniopterus natalensis
Lineage: Eukaryota; Metazoa; Chordata; Mammalia; Chiroptera; Miniopteridae
Product: rho-related GTP-binding protein RhoG-like
Biological process (GO): small GTPase-mediated signal transduction
Molecular function (GO): GTP binding; GTPase activity
Source: RefSeq, a predicted model, not a curated record
GGUCGAAGUUCAACCGCUGAGCCACACCCUGCCGGGCUUCUUCACAUUUUCUUUAUCCAUUCAUCUAUUGAUGGACGUUUAGGCUGCUUCCACUUCUUGGCACUGGUGAAUAGUGAGGGAAUGAACAUGAGUGUGCAACUAUCUCUUCAAGAUCCUGUUUUCAAUUAUUUUGGAUGUAUUUUUAGUAUUAUUUUAAAACUUUUUAACUGUGGAGAAUUUUAAACAUAUACACAAGUAGAUAAAAUAUUAUAAUGAACAUGCAGGCUGAAUAAAUGAGUCAGUUGUACCAAACAGCCUCCCAAAAUACCUAGGGCUUUUGCUGAACCCUCCCUUUCACAGAGAGCUUGUUAUGGGUGAGAAUAUUUUGAGUUUUGUUUCAGACCCGAGAUGUUCUAGCUGCAUUUCAUCAUCUAGGCCCUCAGCCAUCAGUGGGACUUGAGUGCCCAGCUGAAGGCCAUAUAUACCAGGAGUAUUGGUAGAUAUAAACAAGUAGAAAUCAAUGUAGAUGCCUUUUCUCAGUUAUAAAGAUGAGGAGCUGAGCUUGGGGUGCAAAGUGGUCUUUGUGCCCAAGAGUUCUGCUCUGAUUCUGCAACUCCCUUAGAUGCACUAUUGUCCUGAAAGCACUCACUUUGAGCAGAGAUGUUUGACACUGGAUGAUACCUAGAAGAAGCUGAGAAGAUGAGUUGUACAAGCAUUGACUGCUAUAGGAAUUCAAAGGAAAACUGAAUUAAUCCAGACUGGGAAAGUCAUGGAAGGCUAUUCUCAAGGAAUGUAAUAGUAACUUUGCCCUGUUUCCAUUGACCAUGUGUGUUUGAUCCUUAUGUUUAUUCCUACAUGGAAAAAGACAGAGCUGCUGGUCAGCGAAUACCCUGGAAUGGUAGCCUACUAGUCCUGAAUUGCGCUCUGGACUUUUAGCUGUGGGACCUGUGCUACCCAAGGCUCCUAGGUGGAAUGCUUCCCUGAUCAGAAUUGGCUGUGUGGAAAGAGAACUACCCCUAGUUCAUCUGUGUGAAGCAUACUCAGAAGGCCAACUUUUCUUUACCAUGACCCAAAAUGAGUUGUUUUAUUUUGUUUUUGUCUAUGAUACGAGCCUAAUACAGACCUUUGCCAAUAAGACAACAGGAUGGGGGAUGUGUCUAUUCUCUCAAAUUCCCAAGAAAAAUUCACUUAUGUGCAUACAUAUGAUUGCACACAACUUCAGAGGCGACUUUUAGGACCUACUGAAGCCUAUCUUCUUGCAGUCCACGGACUCCAAAGGGAAGAAUGCAGACGAUCAAAUGUGUGGUUGUAGGAGAUGGGGCUGUAGGUAAGACCUGCCUCCUCAUCAGUUACACAACAAAUGCCUUUCCUGAAGAGUAUAUCCCCACUGUCUUUGACAACUAUAGUGCCCAGACAUCUGUGGAUGGCCAAAUCGUCAGCCUGAACCUGUGGGACACAGCUGGUCAAGAAGAAUAUGACCGACUGAGAACUCUCUCCUACCCCCAGACAAAUAUCUUUGUCAUUUGUUUUUCCAUUGGCAACCCACCCUCUUAUGCCAAUGUGAGGCAUAAGUGGCACCCAGAGGUCUCCCAUCAUUGCCCCAAUGUACCUGUUCUGCUGGUAGGCACCAAGAGGGACUUGCGGAGUGACCUUGAGACAGUGAAGAAGCUGAAGGAACAGAGCCUAGUGCCCACAACUCCUCAGCAAGGCACAUCCCUGGCUAAGCAGGUGGGGGCUGUGAAGUAUCUGGAAUGUUCUGCCCUGAUGCAGGAUGGGGUACACGAGGUAUUUUCAGAAGCUGUCCGUGCUGUGCUUUACCCUGCCACAAAGAAGAUCACCAAAAAGUGUGUCCUCUUAUAGCUUUCGGAGUGGUACUUUGGGACUUCACACAAGGGGAAUAAGGGGGGACUCUUUUGACAGCAUUUAACAAUGCCCACAGAGCCAUAUGUCUCUUCUUCUGGAAACCCUAGGGUCCCAGCUACUAGGCUUUUGGAGGAACGAAGACAUACAUGGCUGCUUUGCAGUUUGUUCUGAACCUUUUGGAGGAAGUUUAAGUGUGUGUGUGUCCCAUCAAAGUGGUAAAAAGAACCACCACCGAGCGCUGUUCUCUCCUGUCCUGGCCAGGCUACAACUAAGUAGUUCUUUGUAGACUUUUACUUGUUUGCUUUUAAAGUUCAGCUUUCUUGGCUGUAUUUACCAUUUAGCAAGUGCCUCACAGAAGGACAAGGCUUUCCAAUUUUCCAAUCAUUGCCUUAAACUUUCUGAUAGAAUUUUUUUUGUUAAUCCUCACCUGAGGAUAUUUUUUC